This is a messenger RNA of Spodoptera frugiperda (fall armyworm), 1193 nucleotides long. Its product is annotated as DNA-directed RNA polymerase I subunit RPA49. Gene Ontology annotation, cellular component: RNA polymerase I complex. NCBI's taxonomy places the organism in Eukaryota, Metazoa, Arthropoda, Insecta, Lepidoptera, Noctuidae. The coding region runs from base 98 to 1174 and encodes 358 amino acids. The record is from RefSeq and is a predicted model, not a curated record. The transcript has a single exon. Gene Ontology annotation, biological process: RNA polymerase I preinitiation complex assembly; nucleolar large rRNA transcription by RNA polymerase I; transcription elongation by RNA polymerase I. Gene Ontology annotation, molecular function: DNA binding.
AUCACUUUGACAUUUAACUCUAACCUCAAUAUUUCACGCGAAAGUUUCGUAAACAUACACAUGUGACCUGUUUAAUAGAAAAAUAAUAAAUAAAACAAUGCCACAAUUACAUAUAGACGAAGUCUACCCAAAGGAGAGCGUAUACCCAAUGGUUGUAAGCUUCCAAAAUGGUUACAUAACACAAAAAUUUAAGACAAGCGAUUGCGUUUUAUUAGAAGACGAAAAAACUGGUAAGAAGACUGUUGCAACGGAGCUAUGCGACUUAAUAUACAGCGGGGAGGAGGAACAAGAGGAACUAGGGAGGACUUUAAUACUAGCGCGGGACAAAACAACUGGGAAAGUGAGAUUAAUCGAAGUUGGUAAUGUCGAGUUAAAACCUUGCUUACAAACGAACUUAGACGCUACAGAAGUGAUGGAAAAUAGUUAUUUAGAGCUCAGUAGGAAGUUCGGAUCGAAAAAACAUAAACAGAUAAUGGAACAACGCGAGAAAUUAAAGAUUAAUGUCGAUACAGUUACGGAACAAAUGCAAAAUGUCACUGAAAGUGUCACUGAAGACCAACUAGAUCUAUCUUCUUACAAUAAAAACGAUUCUGAUGAAUUCUACAUACCCCCUAUAAACAGAGAAGCCACUAAAGUCGAAGACGUUUACGAUAUUGACUCUAUAUUGACUCCGGAACAGCGUGAAAAGAUCUAUUCCGAAAUCCAAGGAACAAAUUACUUGACCGAGCUUCAUCCGUUCUUAAAAUCUAUGGCAACUAAAGAUCUAUCUGAAAAACAGACUGUUUUACUUGUUUAUGCACAAACACUACUACAAUUAUACGCAACACUAAUGAAAGAUAUAAACCGCAAAAACUUUGCAGCGUGUCCAUACUCCGUGACUUUAAACGAUAUUGUACUGAAAAACUUUCUUAGUAAUGCAAAUGGGAAACGAGGACGGUCACCGCAGUUUAAAGAUAAAUCGUUAUGUCAUGCAUUAGUGUUCAUUUUAUUGUUGAAUAAUUAUAAGUUUAAUUUCAAUGAUUUGUGUCAGGAAUUGAAGUUGACUCAACGGACUGUUACGUCUAAGGUAGCGUUGACCGGUGCUACUCUAGUAACGGUUGGAACGAAGAAGAUGGCUCAUUUAAAACUACCGUUAAGUAGACCGGCGUUGAGAAGGAAAAGUACUAAGUUUUAAAUAUAAGUUUGACAUUGUA